UUCCAGCUCCAGAUGUUCGAUAUUGUCUGCAGCUUGGGCUGGACCAGCAGGGACAGAUGUUGUGACCUCCCAUCUAUGAGAGACGAGCUGAAGUGUCCGUCUCUUCCCAACUCCUGCAGCUGUACCUCAGCGGGCACCGGGCUGCCAGGGACUCAGGGACCGGUGGGUGCCCCCGGCAGCAAAGGUCCCCGAGGUGAAAGAGGAGAGGCCGGUUCUCCUGGGCCGAUCGGCCCGCGUGGAGAUAACGGACCACCGGGGCCCAUGGGUCUGCCCGGUCCUCAAGGACCCAGCGGGCUGUCGAUUCCAGGAGAGGCAGGCCGCCCUGGACCAAAGGGAGACCCCGGUGACUCUGGAUUACCUGGACAGAAAGGUUCACCUGGAACUCCUGGUGCCGCCGGCCCGAUCGGACCAGCUGGAGUUAGGGGCCCUCCAGGAAAAGAAGGACCAGCUGGACCCAGAGGCCCCGCAGGGCCCAUGGGACCUCCAGGAUCUCCAGGACUACAAGGUGCUGCAGGAAACCCAGGAAACCCUGGAGAAUCUGGCUCUCCUGGUUCUGUCGGUCAAAAGGGAGACAAGGGCGAGAGAGGCGACUUUGCUCCUCAGAACAUGAUGCGAACCAUCGCCAGACAGGUUUGCGAGCAGCUAGUAAACGCACAAAUGACUCGCGUCAACACGUUACUGAACCAGAUCCCCAACGGCAUGUACCGCAGCAAUAGCCCCGGCCCUCCGGGGCCUCCCGGAUCCCCAGGCAGGCAGGGACCCCGCGGAGAGCCGGGCCCCACAGGAAGAAACGGUUUCCCAGGAAGUCCAGGUUUACCCGGCCAGCAGGGAGAGAGAGGUCCUGCAGGAGAGAAAGGCGACCGAGGAGUGUCAGGAGUCGGACAGAAAGGGCCGCGAGGGCCCCCUG
Molecule: messenger RNA, 907 nt
Organism: Micropterus salmoides (largemouth bass)
Lineage: Eukaryota; Metazoa; Chordata; Actinopteri; Centrarchiformes; Centrarchidae
Product: collagen alpha-1(XII) chain-like
Source: RefSeq, a predicted model, not a curated record